Messenger RNA from Rhea pennata, 1513 nucleotides. RefSeq names its product shootin-1-like. Bases 641 to 1513 code for a protein of 290 amino acids. Lineage: Eukaryota; Metazoa; Chordata; Aves; Rheiformes; Rheidae. Gene Ontology annotation, biological process: positive regulation of neuron migration; neuron projection morphogenesis. The record is from RefSeq and is a predicted model, not a curated record. The transcript has 10 exons. Gene Ontology annotation, cellular component: axonal growth cone; cytoplasm; cell leading edge.
CAGCCAAGCCGCAGCCCCCGGCCCGCCCGUCUUGGCCCCGUGUCACCCGAGCGCAGCUCGGUUUGGUCCUGCGGUGUCACCUCGUGCCCUGGCCUCAACGCAGCUCAGGCAAAAGAAAAGUGAUACUAGGAAAGACAGAGGAAGUGAAAAUGCUGCUGCCCAAACUUCUGCUUUUCCAUCCGCUUUUUCCACACUCAGAGUUUCUGCGGCCUUUGCUGCUGCAGCUGACUUGCCCUUUGGAUUGGCUCAGCGCUGGGCUGGGCUGGGGGCAUCACUCCGCUCCAGUGGUAACACCCAUCCGGGGAGCGGGGAGCUUCGAGCAAGGCACGUGGGGAGGGCCGGGGUCUUCCUCCAGGAGCAGUCCAGCCUCUGGCAUGUGGUUCCCAUAACCCGGUCUGGGUCCAUCCCGUGGCGGGGAGUGGGCCGUGGGCUUUGCUGCAUCCCCCACACCCGCGGCGAGGGGCCGACCCACCGCCCCCCUUUUUCCACGCCGUUUCUCCCGCUUUGCCUCCGAGACCUGCAAGAGAGGAUCUCCCGGCUGCUGGCGGAGAAGAAGGACCUCGCGGCCGAGGCCCAGGAGCUGCAGAGGUGCAACAGGGAGCUGCGGGAGCAGCUGGAGCAGGAAAGCAGGGAGAAGGAGAUGCUGCGGGCGGCCCUGGACAGGGACCAGCGGGCCCUGAAGUCCUUCAAGAGAGUGUCCCGGAUCGUCACACAGGAUUACUGCGAGGCCGUGCAGCAGCUGGAGCUGGAGCAGGAGCUGCGGCUGCACGCCGAGGCCUUCGCCCACCAGAUGCUGGUGGAGAAGAAGGAAGCCAACAGGCAGAGCAGCAUCCUUCUGCAGAGCGGGGGGCCCAACGCGCAGCUCCUCCGGGCCCUGGAGGACAUGGGCAACCUCACGCGCAUGCUGGAGGAGGCCAAGCGGGAGCACCAGCUGCAGGCGCUGGAAGAGCAGCUGGAGACGAGCCCGCGGCAGGAGGAGCUGGACCUGGCCCGAGCCGCUCUCGCCGCCGCCGAGGAGGAGAAAGCACAGUUGCGGCAGCAGCUGCAGGAGGCCCAGAAGCAGCUUGCAGAGCUGGAGAAAAAAGUGCGGGCGCUGGAGGAGACGCUGCCUGGGGACCCGCCGUCGCGGCCCGACCCGCCGUCACCGGCUGCGCCCGCAGCACCGCCGCCGCCGCCACCGCCGCUGCCGCCGCCGCGACCUGCUGUGCCUGCGGACCCGCUCUCGGUGAUCCGGCAGAGGAAGGGGCUGGUGAAGGGGAAUCGCGCCGAGCCGGCCGCCGAGGACGUUAAAGCUCGAGCCGUGCAGGAGAUGAUGGAGCGCAUUAAGAGCGGCGUGGUCCUGAGGCCGGCGAGGGGGCGGGCGCUCCCGGGCCAGGGCCCGUCCGCGGCCGCCGGCGAGCGGCAGAGCGCCGCGGUGGAGCUGCGGGCCGUGCUGCCCCGCGGGCUGCGCCGGCGGCGGGUGCCCGGGGCGGCCGGACGCCUCCAGCUCGGCGUGGCCGCUGUCGUUCGCUAG